Molecule: messenger RNA, 1838 nt
Organism: Corticium candelabrum
Lineage: Eukaryota; Metazoa; Porifera; Homoscleromorpha; Homosclerophorida; Plakinidae
Product: glutathione synthetase-like
Exons: 13
Coding region: 44-1477 (477 amino acids)
Biological process (GO): glutathione biosynthetic process
Cellular component (GO): cytosol
Molecular function (GO): ATP binding; glutathione binding; glutathione synthase activity
Source: RefSeq, a predicted model, not a curated record
GCGUUAGACCGAGGCUUGCUACAGUGUACUGUACCUGAACCCCAUGGAGUUAAGACGGCUGGCGUUGAAAGCGCAGUAUUAUGCGAUUUGUAACGGAAUUUUAAUUGAAGAUUCUAACGCAACCGCUACGGCUAGACACCUACAACCAACUAUUCCACCACUCGCUUUGUUUCCGUCUCCUCUGCCUCGUCAAGAGCUAACCUAUAUUACCAAAAUUCAACCUUUAGUCAAUGAACUUUACGACAACGUUAGUCGAGAUCACAUAUUUCUCAAGACCACUCUACAACGUGUUAUAGAAACUGAUCAAUUUACUCGACAACUUGUGAAUAUUUUGGAAAUUUUGGACACCAAAAAAUGUAUAAAAAAGACAGCAUGUGGCUUGCUAAGAUCAGACUAUAUGAUGGAGUCAAGAUCAGACAGAUGGAAUGGUUUUACAAAAAUGAAACAGGUAGAAGUCAACACUAUUGCUGCAGCGACAGGCUGUUUAGCCGAACGUGUGCCUCAACUCCACAGAUUUACAGUUAGUCUUCGAGAUGGUUUUUGCAAGGGCAACUAUGAUCUUGAGUUACCUGCCUCUGAAAAUGGUAAAGGAAUGGCUGAGGGAUUGGCAACUGCCUGGAAAGAGUAUGGAUCUGAUAGAGCUGUCAUUGUCAUGCUAAUGUGUGCUAAUGAAUGGAAUAUCUAUGACAUGUUUCAUCUUGAGGCUCUACUGUUACUCAAAUUUUGUGUAAAACUUAUUCAAGUAAACUUUGAUGAUAUUGUUGAAGGAGGGCUGAAGCAAGCAACACUGCGUGAAGAUGGAGCACUUAUCAUAGAUGGUUAUGAGGUUGCAGUAAUUUAUUUUCGAUGUGGCUAUGUUCCUGAGCAUUAUCCAUCACAAAAGUAUUGGGAUGCACGUUUAUUGCUUGAACUCUCGCAGUGUAUUCAGUGUCCUUCAGUAGCUUUGCAGUUGGCUGGCACAAAGAGGGUGCAGCAAGAAUUGGCCGCACCUGGUGUACUAGAAAGGUUUGUACGAAAUGUGGAUUCAGUCAAGCAACUUCGAGCAACAUUUCUAAAUAUGUACUUGUUAGACCAGACUCCAGAAGGCAAUAAUGCUGCUGCAAAAGCAAUUGCAAACCCGUCUGACUAUGUUAUAAAGCCACAGCGGGAAGGCGGUGGCUCAAAUAUAUAUAAUGAAGAUGUCAAGAAGACUUUGAUUGAUUUGAAGGACAGUACCAUCAGGGGCUCUUACACAAUGCAAGAUAGAAUCCAUCCUGUUGAGACUACUAAUUAUUUUCUUCGCCAUGGGCAUUUAGAAGAGUUGAAACCUAUAACAGUCAUCAAUGAGACAGGCAUCUUUGGAGCAUUUGUACGAACUGGUGAUGACAUUGUGCUAAAUUCUGUUCCUGGACACUACAUGAGAACUAAGGAAGCUACUGCCACUGAAGGGUCUAUACGACUUGGCAAUACUGCCAUUGGAUCACCGUGGCUCAACUAGACAUUCUUCAUUGACGGUUCGAUUAUGAACGAAACUAGUUACUGCUUGUAACUGAUCUAAUUAUUAUGGCUUUCUGGCAUAUCAUGGCAUAUCAAUUGAAGACAAGUAUAGAGAUGGCAGAACAAUGUGUGUAUCAACAUUUGGAGUACACUUUACUGUUUUAUUUCUAAGAAAGAAAUAAACUCAGGCAGUUAUCAAGCUUUUCUAAGAUUUUUGUGGUGGAAGAUUUCUUAUGAACUUGUUUUAUGCUUAGAACAAAGUGUUACAAAGAUUGCUUUGCAAAAAGGUGUCUUAGAGUGGUUUGUGUGUAUACAUGUGUGUGUGUUUGUGUGUAUGUUUGUUAGUGUGUGUGUGUGUGUGU